This is a messenger RNA of Protobothrops mucrosquamatus (brown spotted pit viper), 4234 nucleotides long. RefSeq names its product alpha-1,6-mannosyl-glycoprotein 4-beta-N-acetylglucosaminyltransferase-like. The record is from RefSeq and is a predicted model, not a curated record. Gene Ontology annotation, molecular function: acetylglucosaminyltransferase activity. NCBI's taxonomy places the organism in Eukaryota, Metazoa, Chordata, Lepidosauria, Squamata, Viperidae. Gene Ontology annotation, biological process: protein N-linked glycosylation. The transcript has 4 exons. The coding region runs from base 97 to 1494 and encodes 465 amino acids.
AUCUUAUAAUAUCUGUCUAUACAGGUGACAGGGUGAGAACUGAAUGCCUGCAGACUCACUAGCUUCCAACGCAUUCUUUCCAAAGUGUCAGGUGUCAUGAGGUGUUCCCUGAAACGAUCACUUUUAACAGCCUUUUCUCUGUUUGUGUUGCUACUCAUCGUGAAUCUGGCUUCUUGGCACCAUGAAGAGGUUGUGAUGAACAAUGUUCAGCAGUGGGCUCAAAGAGUGGGUCUGCACCAUACUAUGUCUCACUGGACCGUUUAUAGCCUCCGAAUGUUUAUCAAUACCACCAACACGUUGAAUAUCUCUUAUGACUACCUUGCUGGUUUGCCUCCACUCCGAAAAAAGUUUCUGACUUUAGGACUCUGUUCUGUCAAGCGGAUGAGAGCGGACUAUCUCCUGGAUACCCUGACAUCCAUCUUUGAUCAAUCUUCUCAAGAAGAGCUGGAGGAAAUGGUGGUAGUGGUACAUUUAACAGAUCUAGAAUAUAAAUGGAAUUCUCAAAUGGCGUUGGAAAUUGCCAGAAAUUUUCCUCAUCAGCUCCAUCAGAGAAACCUAGUAGUUAUCCACACACCUCUUGAGUAUUACCCUCCCUUGGAAGGCCUAAAAAGGAAUUUUAAUGAUCCUGAAGAUCGGGUCCGCUUUCGAUCAAAACAGAAUGUUGAUUAUGCUUACCUCAUGAACUUUGCAUCCAACCUCUCCACCUACUACCUCAUGAUUGAGGAUGAUGUCCGUUGCACCAAACACUUCCUCACAGUAAUCAGAAGAAUUCUGGCAUCCGAGGAGGACACCUCUUGGGUCACUCUGGAAUUUUCCAAACUUGGUUACAUUGCCAAGCUCUACCAUUCUAGUGACAUCCCCCAGCUUGCUCGAUUCCUCAUGCUCUUUUACCAAGAGAUGCCUUGUGAUUGGCUUUUUGUGCAUUUCCGUCUCCUGCUUACACAAAAGGAGGAAAUUCGUGUCAGGCAAUCCCUUUUCCAGCACGUUGGUCAUUAUUCCUCCUUCCGUGGUACACCAAACAAACUGAAAGAUGAAGACUUCGAAGAGGAUUUUUCUAAAUUCCCUGACAAUCCCCCAGCAGAUAUAGUAACCAAUAUUGAAACAUUUCUGGGUCAUAUACCCCAUAAGGCUUACAGUAGAGUGAUAGGCUACUUUUGGGGUAAGGCCCCUUCUUCUGGCAAUUCCUUCACACUUAUCUUUAAACAGGCUGCCCCCAUCUUCCGCAUCCAGAUCCAUACAGGCUCUGAAGAAUACCCAGAUAGCUAUCUCCAUAAUGGGGUUGUAGCAUUGGGCACUCAUAAAUUGCAUACAUCAAGAUCACAUUGUGCUAACUAUGUCACCAUUGGGCACUUUGACAAAGGAAAUUUUGACAAGCAGAACCUAGAGAAUAGUACCACCUCUGACCCUGACUGUGUGCACAUUUUGGUAACUAACACUCAGACUGAGUCGUUGAUCAUAAAGAACAUAAGCAUCUGGAUAAAGCCUAAAUCCUGACUCCAUUUGAAUGAGCAGGAUCUCUCACAGUGUAAGAACAUUGCUUGCAGACAAGAUCCUUUCUGGAUACAAGAAUACAGGAUGCGGUGGAAGAAGUUAAUUCUGUGUUUUCAGUCCUAAUGAUGAUAUGUUUGUGAUCUAUUAUCUUACAGCAUAAGAGCCCACCAACAAUGUUUUUCAAAAGAGAGCUACAACUUGCAUUGUCUUCUGCUUGUCAGAGACUCUCCUUUUCCAAUUGAGUGUUUCCAGGGUUAUUUUGCAUCAAUCUUUUUUUCAUUCUCCCCGCAACAAUGUAGCUCUAUAUGAAAAUACAGUAAGAUAGGACAGGGGUCCCCAACCCCCAGGCUGCAGACUGGUACAGGUCCAUGGCCUGUUAGAAACCAGACCGCAUAGCUGGAGGUGAGCAACGGGCGAGCGAAACUGCACAUGCAUGUGUGAGAUCUAGGUUGUGUUCUGCAUCGCCACCCCACCCUGGUUCUUGAAAAAAUUGUCUUCCACAAAACUGGCCCCUGGUACCAAAAAGGCUGAGAAGCACUGAGAUAGGAUGCUGAAAUAAGCUCAGCUGAUAAUAUUAGGAACCAACUGUGUUUCAAGAACAACUUCCUGUGUUUCUGUUAUUCAAGCUUAGUAUCUUUAAAUGGUAGUUUGGAAAGAUGGAGGCUAAAAGUUCCUUGAAGCAUAAUGUAUAACUUUAGAUCUGUUAACUUCUAAAUCAAACUCAAGGAUGUGCUCUUUGGCUUCAGAGAUAGCUUGUUCUAGCUCCAUCACUGUUAGUACUUGAAUUGAGAAGCCACAUAAAGAAAAAAUGAUUGUGUUUGUGUUGGGGGGUUUUCAAUAAGGUUUUAAAUAUAUCUAUAAGAGUAAGUAGGGCCAAUGAGUCACUUCUACAGUUUUGCAAAUGAUAAGUCAAUAAGUGAUUCAGGUGAGUAACUAACGUUCACAGUUAGAUGAAGUAAUUUUUACAGAAGUGCAAUCUUUUUUCUAAAACCAGCACUUUAGCACUGCUGAAUAAAUAUUUUUAGAUAUUUUUUUAACAAAAUUUGUCCAGAAACACAUUUAAUGAAUUUUUCUAAUUUAAAAUUAUGAUUGCAUAAUAUGUUUUACAUAAAAUGCUGAUUGAUGAAUGUAAUUUAAACAGCUGUCACCAUAUACAAAAAUAACUAGGGUUUACUGUUAAUUUUAUACUUGUUGCAUACAGCUUUUUUUCUUUUUUUUUCUUUUCCUUUUUCUGUAUCUUGUUUGUAAUUCUUGCUUUUCUUUGUUGUUUUUCAUUAUUCUGUAAUUGGUAUUUUAUUUUUGGAAAAAUAAAAAAAAUAUUUAAAAAGAACUGUAAAAGACGUUUCAGAUUAGCAUAAACUGUGACGUUGUCAUCUGGAAUGCAAAUUUAUUCUAUGGCUCAAGUUCAAAGUGAAGCAGCAGUGUAGAUCUUUACAGCUGAGUCAACUGAUGACCAACCUUAAAUUCUAGCUAUUCUAUUGAGCACUUUCAGCUCUCCAUUUUAUUCAGCUUUUCUAAUUUUCUUUAAAACAAACACAAACACAUUUAACAACAGUUUUGAUCUCUUCAUAAGAAUUGCAAAAUCCUUGUGGAUAGAUGAAUCCAUAUUUUUAAAAACUAUUGAAGAUUUACAGGAAAUCAUUAUACACUAAAUUGAUUGUCAUUUUGACAUAUAUUCUGAAUUUUAAUUCCGGAUAUCUUUUUUAUUAUGUGAUCUGUUCAUGUUUGAAUCAAAAUACAACAAAAUAUUUAUACAGAUUAUGUUACAUGAUAACCUAAUGUAACAUGGUACAUGUUAGCUUUUUAAAGUGUAAUCUAUUAUAAAAUAUAACUAAUCCAACUAAUAUGAAUAACUAUGGAAACACUUUUGGUUAAGUUAUACUAUAUAUUCUGAUUUUUUAUUUUUUUGCCAAGUUAAUAUAAAUUAAAACUUUCUAAUCUACUGGAACAAGGUGACAUUCACCUUGUCAGAAUCUCGGAAGCAUGUUUUUUUCUUCUUGCUUUUGCAUAACUGGAAAAUUCUUAGCGUGGCCAUUGACUUCCCAUGUAGGCAAUUAACAUGAAGAUAGAUGUGUCCUAAAAUAAAAUUAAGGUUACAACAAUGUAAACUAUGCUGCUUGUAUUAACAUUUGCAAUGCAGCUUUUGCAGAGUACUGAAAAUUAGGAUUUCUAAUGGAGAAGAACUCCCUGGAAGUAGUUACAUGAUAUAUUAACUCAUAGUUUGGAUUGUACAUUUAUAGUGAUCAUAUAUCCCCUUUUGCAUAAGUAAUAUGCAGAGUGAAGGAGAAGAAUAAGAAAUAAUAUUUCAAAGAAAUUAGAUUAAAAAAAAAGUAAUAGGGUAUAUUUGAAUCUGAAUUACAGAACAUAUCUAAAGCUGAAGAGUUUGGACAAGAAAGUAGGCCUGUACAAUGCUUUUAAGACUGAACUCGAUCCCAAACAAUUGCUUCAGAGCUCAAAGGACUUCUUGUCAUCAAGUUACUAAAGCAGCCAUAUCGUUUCCCAGGCUCAUAUGGCUAUUUCUGGGAGGCUUUUGCAGCAGCAAACCCUGGAACCAGAUGUGACCACUUUUAUGAAUUGCCAAGAGAUGUUGCACCUGCAUUGUCACUCAGCUUUUCAGCAUCAAAUCUGGAUGCACAAAUGCAACUGAAAACCAUUCAUGAAAUGGGUGGAAGUUGAAAGUUCAAAAUUGUACUUUUUUCAUAUUUGAGUUUGUCAGUAAAAAAUAAAACCUCUCUAUGCAGUA